AUGCCAGGACAACGGCGCAGGCAAGAAGUCCCUAUUGAAAGCUCCUGGCGCAUGGUGGAAGGCGAACACGACAGCUUCGAUACUUCUAUUGUCCCGGACGACGAGGAUUUGUACCUCUCCAGUCAACCGUCGCAACUCUCAUCAGGAUCGCAAGGUCAAAGUUUCGGCAACUCUCAGGACGACAGCCUUCAAUCAUUUCUCAGCAAGGCCGAAGACGAGCAGGUCAUUCUUAGAUCACCAUUCCGACCAUCGGUUCCAUCUUCGAUCAGACACCCGUCCAGAGAGACCUUGAAGCACCGCUCACCGGAUCCUGAAUUCGUCAUGCCUUCCGUGGAGAUCGAUAGCCCGCGACGGGGAGGCACCAGAUCCUCCGCGCAUGCGCGGAGUGUUGAAAAGACCUUCCUACGCCGGAGACAAGUCGCAGUUGAGCCUAGCGGCACACGUGUGGAGCAUGACCAGAGACAUACACAGGAUUCUCAGCCAGGUCUAGGCGAUAAGCUCGCCCAAUCACUACCCUCAGCUAUCCUCAAUGUGCUCUCUUGGGGAUUUGGCAUCAUUGGCUUGGCGUUUCGGUAUGCGCAGAAGCCUUUGGCAUUCGUACUUGCGGUUUACCUUUUCUUUGGUGGUCUGAUCAUCGCCCAGAACAUGGCGACAAAGUCGAUUGCAACAUCCAUGUCCCCGCUUUGUCGCAUUCCGGGUAUCUCAUGGCUGAACCUGCCCUUCUGUCCCAUGGUUAUACCACCUGGUCAGAACCAAGCAGGUGGGAAGGUUGAGUUCGAUGGCUUGAUGAAUAUCCAGGAAAGCUUCGAAGAGGUUCUAGAAAAGAGCGCAAACGGAGUCUCUUUACCCAUGGAAAUGAAGCGUUCUGAGGCCUCUAUCAGAGACUUGCGUACAAUGGUGCGCUACAGCAACUUGCAAAGCAAAGAGGAGCUUGUGCUGGAAUUCGAUGGGUUCAUCGACACAGCCAAGGUUGCCUCAAACGAUCUACAAAGAUUCAACACCCAUGUCGGCUCAGCAGUUGACUCCGUCAUCAGCAUCAACCGGUGGACAUCACGAUACAUCGACAGCCUUUCGACAGAUCGCGGAUCACAAGGAUGGAUUCAAGACUUUGCGCACUGGGCCUUCUCACCAUUUCAGCCUGCGGUAUUCUCUGAGCGCGUUCUGUUGGACAAGUACGUGGAGCAUACGGCACUCGUGUCGGACAAGAUUGCGGACUUGAUCGUCGAGGCGCAAGCCGUCCUUCGCACUCUGUCCAAGGCAGAGGAUCAUCUGGGAAUCAUUUACGACUUUGUUACGCGAACGCAGAAGUCGGUGCAGUCGCGCAAGGACGACAUUCUCUGGACGCUCUGGACGCUCGUCGGCGCGAACAACAAACACCUUCACAACCUGAACGGGCAGCUCUCUCUUCUGAAGAAGGUCGAUGCACAGAGAAGCAGCGCGGUGAGGCAGGUGUCAGAUCUUAUCACAGAGCUUGAGAAGAUACAGGCAGGUCUGGAUGACCUGAGAGACAGAGUCGCCGAACCAGAAGUGGCUAGAGUGAGCGGCAAGACGGACAUACCUCUUCGCGUACACAUUGAGACGAUAGAUCGCGGCGUUGAGAGGCUGGAACUUGCAAGGAACCGCAUCCGAGCGCUGGAGAAUGAGAGGAUUGCGCAAGUUUUGGCGCGGAACCCCAAAAAGGAUAAAAUGAUUGAUUCUACAUGA
Pyricularia grisea is the source of this 1704-nucleotide messenger RNA. RefSeq lists its product as uncharacterized. The transcript has a single exon. The coding region runs from base 1 to 1704 and encodes 567 amino acids. The record is from RefSeq and is a predicted model, not a curated record. Lineage: Eukaryota; Fungi; Ascomycota; Sordariomycetes; Magnaporthales; Pyriculariaceae.